This is a messenger RNA of Aspergillus wentii DTO 134E9, 879 nucleotides long. Its product is annotated as putative calcium/calmodulin dependent protein kinase. Lineage: Eukaryota; Fungi; Ascomycota; Eurotiomycetes; Eurotiales; Aspergillaceae. The annotation marks the transcript as partial. Gene Ontology annotation, biological process: protein phosphorylation. The record is from RefSeq and is a predicted model, not a curated record. The transcript has 3 exons. Gene Ontology annotation, molecular function: ATP binding; protein kinase activity.
GCACCCAUACACAAACUAAUACGCCCUAGUUCCGGACACAAUCGGUUUAUCUUAAAAGACAUACCCAAGGACAUUUUCACCAACUUCAACGAGGAAAUCCACCCAAGACUUCGUGAGAAUCCGUAUAUACGGCUGCCGUGGGAUACCAUACCCGGUCAACGGAUAUUCAUAUACAGGUAUAUGGAUGACGACUUGUUGAGUCUUGUGAAGAAGGGGAUUUCGAUGCGUGCCCGAAAGAAGAUCCUCAAGGCUGUUUUGUUGGGUAUUGCGGAGUUGCAUGAGAGGGAUGUUAUUCAUCUCGAUAUAAAACCAGAUAAUAUCAUGGUCAAUCACCACCGCGAUGGUGAAGAGGAUAUCAUCAGAAAAGUUCAGAUAAUCGACGUUGAAAAUGCCGCGUAUCUCCCCAGACGGCGAUGCAUCAAAGGCAUGCUUCCUGGCAAUGACAACUGGCGCAGUUCCGAGGGACAUUUCAAGGGCGAACUGAACAAACCAACUGAUAUCUUUUCUUUUGGCAUCGUCUGUAUCUAUGCUAUGCUCGGACGCGUCAUUUUGGGCCCUCAUGAUGAUUUCGAAAAACAUUAUUCGAAGGGUGCACUUCCUGUUUAUAUUCGCCUACAGCGUCAAGUUUCAUAUUUUGGGGGCCGGGAAGGGAUCAAAGGGCUCUUGAGGCAUAUUAGUGAUGAUGAGAUUAGUUGCGAAAUGCUGCGGAUGCUAUGGGAUGAUAGGUUUGAGGAAAUUCCGUAUAUACCAUUUUCAGAGUGGCCGGGUGUUACCGAUCCAGUAUUCAAGGAUUUCAUUCAGGAAUUAACGAAUCUGGAUCCUGCAAAACGACUUACUGUGCGCCAGGAGUUGGAACAUCCGUGGUUAUCUGGGCUUUGA